Molecule: messenger RNA, 1255 nt
Organism: Papaver somniferum (opium poppy)
Lineage: Eukaryota; Viridiplantae; Streptophyta; Magnoliopsida; Ranunculales; Papaveraceae
Exons: 6
Coding region: 170-853 (227 amino acids)
Source: RefSeq, a predicted model, not a curated record
UGUAAACUAGUGAGAUUCUUACAAUUACAUGUUUAUCCAAACGUGUCCACAGUGAUAACAACCACUUCUUGUGUAGUUACCAGCACAACAAGUUCUAAAUUUACAGUUAGGGUUUCAUCUUCACAGAAUCAACACUUUCCGUUCUCAGUUUUAUGCUCAGCACCAGGUUAUGACGAGUGUUUUAUCAAAUCACCCUCUUGGUAGGUCAUUUGGAGUUUUGGAGAAUUCAUCAAGAGGAAGAUUGUAUAGGAUUCCAUAUCUUGGAUAUUCAGCUCUGUCUUUCCCUUCAGGAGGAUCAGUAUUGGGUCAAGUCUCAUACUUUUCUAUUGAUAAUGGCACCUGUGGGAGGGCUAGGAAUUGUGGACCAGUAUACUCUACCACAUUGGGUGAUAGCGCAGAUCCGGAUGACUCAGAAGACAAGAAUCAAAAAGACGAAUCUUCAACGAACAAACCUGCACGUGGUAAUGAUGAAUUGUUCCGCGAAGGUCUCGAAAGAAUUGUUGGAACAGAUGAUUCUGCCUUUAGCGGAAUAGACCUUGCAACUUUAAUUCGAAACAAGUAUGGCAGAUCCUAUGACGUUCAGCUAAUAAAAAAGGAGUUCAUGGGAAGAAAUCUUCUGGCAUUGAAUGUCAUGUGGAAGUAUGUGGAACAGAGAUCCUUUCCGUUGACCGAAGAAGAAUACAUAUUGAGACUCGAUGAUGUGGCGAACACAUUGAAAUGUUGGGGAGCUGUCUCACAUAUUCGAAAUAGCCUGGCAAAGCUAAAGGAGAGACCUCGGAUGGGAAAGGCAGUAAGUAUUUUCAUCGACAUGGACGAAUCAGGAGGCAGGGCCAACGAAUGGAUCUACAAGUAAAGAACAAAAGGAUCUGAUCAGCCCAAGUUUCAACGUUGAUGUUCUUGGUUCUUGUAUAUCGCAGAUGUAAGAUCCCAUAACAAUCAGCGAAAACUACAUGGUUGCAUGUUCAUACAACUCUUCUAUUAAUGUGCACACUGCACACCAAUGACAUUGUUGCUGUUUAGUUCAAAAAAGAUGCUGCGAAAGAGAAGCAUUUGAUACCUUUUCUAUUUGUCAAGGGCAAAUCACAUGGAACAUAAAAGGCGAGAUUGUUAGGUGUAUAUCUCUUGUAUAGUUUAUAGUUUUUUCUUUUAGCAACCUCUUUCCUCUGUAUGAUCUUCGCAGUUCUUUACUUAAGCUACUGAAUUAUUUCCUUAAUUUUUUUUCUCCUUAUUAACUAGUAAUAAAGAAUGCUUUACA